Staurois parvus is the source of this 403-nucleotide messenger RNA. The record is from the annotation of a GenBank genome assembly. NCBI's taxonomy places the organism in Eukaryota, Metazoa, Chordata, Amphibia, Anura, Ranidae.
GUGCCACUUUCAGGUCUCCUCACACUGCUGGUGUGUUCCAUUUUUUGUCAUAGGGUGCUGGCAGAUUACGGGCCUCCCAUAGCUGCUGCCAGGCCCCUAAUCUGCCAUGGGCCCCUAUACCGCCUCCUCAUGCUGCUGCCAAGUCCAGAGUCUCUCAUGGGUCCCUGUACGGCCUCCCAUUGCUGCUGUCUCCAUCGCCACACUCUGCCAUGUGCCACUUUCAGGUCUCCUCACACUGCUGGUGGUUUCCAUUUUUGUCAUAGGGUGCUGUAUGGCCUCCCAUUGCUGCUGCCUCCACCGCCACACUGUGGCUCCACACUCUGGUUUUGGCCCCGUGACUGGCCAAAUGAGUGAAGUGUGCGGCGAUUCUAAGAUCGACGGCACUCAUCUGCAUGUCAUACUG